Messenger RNA from Populus nigra (black poplar), 3745 nucleotides. RefSeq lists its product as uncharacterized. The coding region runs from base 233 to 3244 and encodes 1003 amino acids. Lineage: Eukaryota; Viridiplantae; Streptophyta; Magnoliopsida; Malpighiales; Salicaceae. The record is from RefSeq and is a predicted model, not a curated record. The transcript is spliced from 6 exons.
GGCGCCAAAAACACUUUGGCGCCACAUUUGUUCCUUUUUAUGUUAAGCAAUCCCCAGGUCUCCCUCCUCCCCUCUGUAUCACAUGGCACCUCACUCUCUCCCUUAGCACAGAUCUCACUUUACGAGCUAACCCAAACUCUCUCCCUUUCUCGAUUCUUCAUUUUCAAUCUCAGGGCUUGCAUUCUGGGCUCUGCUAUAACAGUGAGGAAAGUACAAGUUCAAGUUUCGCCAAAUGGAGUUAAGGAGUUGCAGUCAUUUGCAUUUUAUCCAGACUGUUGAAGGCGGUAAAAUGAUGAAUGUGUUCCGUGGAAAGCCUGCACUGAAGUUCAAGGAGCUCAAAGAUAUAUAUGAAACUGGAGAGGCUGGAAAUCAUCAUUUGCUCCCAGCGGCUAGACCAAAACUUGAGCUCGAGGACUGGUCAAUUGACAGUGACAGGGCGGAGACUGAAAGUCUACAUGUGCUUGCAGGAGCAACAAUAAAAAUUGAGAGCGAAUCUCCGGAGUCAAACUGCAGCAGUGUUGUCGAUGGAGGAAAAACUGAAUCAGACGAUGUUAACUUUGGUACUAUGACGCUGAAGCAAUUUAAGGAGAGAUACAAAUCAAAGAAAAGGAAACUUUCACGAAAUGCUGGUUUGAUUGGACAAACCAGUGAAACUUGCUCCCCUGCUAAACAAGAACCUCAUGACUCACAAUUUGAAUUGGAAGAACUCGAGGCUAUGGAGCCCCUUAGUAGUUGGAAAUCCAGAAUUUUAAAGAGUAGGAAGAAGAAAAGAAUGUGCAGAUUAGAAAGCAGCUUUUCCAGUUCAUCUGAAAGUGCGCCAUGUAUAGUGAAAUCUAAGAGAGAGAAAAGUGACCAGGUCAUUUUUCAAUCUAGUGGGAUUUUACCUGCACCUAUUGAUGUUAAAGUUGAGGUUAUGGAGCCUAUUUCCUUUGAUUGCCGAUAUGUGACUUUAAUAAAUUCCUCGGGUGGUUGUGGUGAGCCAUUGGCUUCUAGUCUUGUGGUAUCUAGUGGAGAGCCUGAGAUAGCUGAUGGUUGUGUUUUGGAGACUGGAACGUUAAUUGUAUCCGUUGAAGAGCCUGAGACAGCCAAUGAUGGCGGUCCUCCAAUGCCAGUGUUUUCUAGUGAUGAGCCUCAAUGCUGUGUUGUUAAUGAUCAAUCCUAUGAAGGCAGGGGUCAUGUUAAUCCUGAAUCAAUUCUUGAUGUUAAUGCUUCUUGUGGGGAGAUAUUGACGGUGGAUAUAGUUGAACCAAUCAGUGCCCUGUCUUCAGAUUUGUCCCUGUCAGAAAUAAAGGAAGAAGAUUCUGUUGUAGAUUCACACCCCAGUGUUGACCCCGCUGGAGUAGUCUCACCAAUUAAGGGUGAUAGCUCCAUUGCAUACAAUGACUCCCAAAGUGAAGAGCCUGAGAGAGUUGAGGAUCAUGGUUUUGAGACUCACAAGUCAACUUUCUUCAGUAAUGAGCUCCAAUGCUGUGCUGUUAAUGAAGAAUCCUAUGAACCUGUGGAGCAUGCUGAUCCUAAAUCAAUGCCAGAUGUAAGAGCCUCUGGUGGGGAGAUAAGAAUGGUGGAUGUUGCAGAACUAACUACUGAUCAUAAGCCUGAGAGAGUUGAGGAUCAUGGUUUGGAGACUCACAAGUCAACUUUCUUCAGUAAUGACCUCCAAUGCUGUGUUGUUAACGAAGAAUCCUAUGAACCUGUGGAGCAUGCCGUUCUUAAAUCAAUGCCUGAUAUAAGAGCCUCUGGUGAGGAGAUAAUAAUGGUGGAUGUUGCAGAACUAACUACUGAUCAUAAGCCUGGGAGAGUUGAGGAUCAUGGUUUUGAGACUCACAAGUCAACUUUCUUCAGUAAUGACCUCCAAUGCUGUGUUGUUAACGAAGAAUCCUAUGAACCUGUGGAGCAUGCCGUUCUUAAAUCAAUGCCUGAUAUAAGAGCCUCUGGUAGGGAGAUAAUAAUGGUGGAUGUUGCAGAACUAACUACUGAUCAUAAUUCAUGUUUGUCUUCAGCAGAGCUAAAGAAAGAAUCUUCUGCUGCAUAUCCACAUCCCCAACAUUGUGGGGAUGACUCCAUUGAGGUCGCUUCCCCAAGCAAGGAUCAUGCAUCUGAUAUGGGCAAUGACUCUCAAAAUCUUCAUGGCAUGCACGAGUUGUCAGAGUCUAAAAGUUACAGUCAAGUUCCUGACACCUCCAUGGUUAAUAUCUCUCAUUUUACCGAACUCAGCAACAGACAUGGUUUACAUCUCUCUGAAGAUGAAGCAAAAGACGAUAGGCCUCAUGUUGAAGCCAGCGUGAUAAGCAGCCCUGUCAGUGGCUUUAUCUCAUUCAGGGAUUCAAAUUUAUGCUCAGGUCAAGAUGGCUGCUUAGCAUCUGCUGCAGCUAAAGAAAAGAAGGCCCCACUAUCUGCCUGUGCCGAUGCAGCAAGAAAGUUCUCUGCAGUAACCUGUGUUGAUGAACCUGUAACAUUGGCAAAUGUUCAGGGACGCCAUCACUCAAAGCUACAACAUCUUCCUGAAAAGCUCCUUUCGACCCGGAAGGCAAUUUCUCCAACAUCUCAAAAAAAACUGUGCAAGGCUAUGGAGGCCAGUGACUUAGACGAUGAAGAAUAUUACAAGUAUACAAGGAAAUUAUGCUACAGGAAUUUGAAUGGGAAUAAGAUUGGUAGGCUUGGAAGAGCCAAUCAAAACCAGAGAGUUGAUCUCACUAUUAGUCCUGAGCGGAUCACCAGGAAACCAAAGAAUGAUAAAAAUGGUUUCCAUCAUAAAGGCAUUCUCAAGGUUCCUCAACCUUCUGGAACUGUACCACGUUUUGGCACAGGGUGCAGCUCUGUCCAAAGCUGUUCAGAGAGUGCCAUUUCAUUUUCACAGAAGCAAAUGCGUGAUAUUGAAUCUAUUGCAACUAAACUUACAAAAGAGUUGAACUCCAUGAAGGAUGUUGUUCAAGAAUCAUGGCACUCCAAGGUCUAUCCAGCUACGCCCUUGAAAUAUAGUGCAGAUGAGGUGAAAAUUGCUGUUCAAAAUGCAACAAGAGUGGAAGAAAGUGCAAGAAGAUGGCUUUCCAUCAUGGCAAGGGAUUGUAACCGUUUUUGUAAAAUCAUGAAAUUGACUGACAAACCUUCUGCGACUUCUGGAAAUGUGGUCCACAAGGAGAAGAGGAAGAUAGUUUUUGCUGAUGAGGCCGGCGGAAAGCUUUGUGAUGUCAAGACUUUUGAGAAUGACACUGCUUCUGUCACAGGGUCUAGCAGUGACAAAUAGGUAAACUUCGAUUAAAUAAAGGAUGAAGCUUUUGUCCAGUGUACAUUUAGUUCAUCCCAUUUUCGUUUCACUUCUGGAGAGGGAUGCUUUUGGAUAUUUGAGUGCUUAUCUGAUGCUUUCUAGAAAAAGGCAAAAUGGGAUAUAUGGAGUAUGAUGAGGCACGUCUUAAUCCAAGGGUAAGUUGUGCCCUGAGUUUAGGAGAGAAGCUAGCGUAAGAAAGUUGUUGUAUUCAGCUGGAAAGCAGAAUGGUGCUGACUCCAAUUACUGAUAGCUAGAGAAUAGGAAAGUGUGUGCUUAUACUUUUCUUGCCUCGUUACUUGAAAUUGAGGCAUUUUGUUCAAUCUUGUGUUCUUGUCCCCAGCCCAAGAACAAAUGUAUAAUUGUGGUUGGCUGGCAUUUCCGAUGAUGUUAGUUAGCGUUACAUCAACAAGAGGAAAAUCACAUCUUUGCACUGCAUUUUGUGGAGUUUGUCUAAAGAAAAUCCCAGUUUUCCGGCCUGCA